Messenger RNA from Menidia menidia (Atlantic silverside), 2007 nucleotides. The record is from the annotation of a GenBank genome assembly. NCBI's taxonomy places the organism in Eukaryota, Metazoa, Chordata, Actinopteri, Atheriniformes, Atherinopsidae.
AUGGACGCCUGUUCUGAACUGUGUUUGUGUGUUAGAUAUGAAGGAGAAACCAAUGAAGGGCACUUCCACGGAGACGGCGUCGCUUUCUUUGAAGGAGGACAUCAUUACAAGGGUACAUUUUCCAAAGGACUGAUGGAGGGAUUUGGCGUCUUUACAAUGGCAAAUGGACUGAAAUAUGAGGUAAGGGGAGACAUGACUAAAAAAAAGGCCUUACCACACAAUGACCAAUGUCCUGAACGUGAAACGUGUCCACACAUGGUAGAAUCAGAGUGCCUCUUGGUAAUAAACGGCUCAAACCGACAGGGAGAAUUUGUGGGAAAUACAUCGAUGGGCCGGGGUACCUAUACCUGGCCACAUGGCAGCACCUAUGUAGGAGAAGUCCACAAUGGUAUUCGACACGGGAUGGGAACCUACAAGUGUGCCAAAACCAGCCUGUCCUAUACAGGGCAGUGGCACAGGGGCAGAUGGCACGGGCAGGGCAAUGCCUAUUAUAACAUGGAUGGGACUUCUUGGUACAAAGGGGACUGGGUGAUGAGCAGCAGGGAGGGACGGGGAGUGAGACGCUACCCAUCUGGUAACAUUUAUUCCGGCGAGUGGAAGAACAACGUGAGGCAUGGCGAGGGCACGAUGAGGUGGCUGAAAAUGAGGCAGCAGUACGUUGGGGGGUGGCAGGACGGAGUCCAGCAUGGUCGGGGCACACUCGUCUGGAUGCUGCUGCGGGCGGAUGGAUCCCAGUAUUCCCAGAGCAAUCGCUACGAGGGCGAUUUCUUUCACGGCCAAAGGCACGGAAAGGGGACUUUUUUCUAUGCUGGCGGUGCCAUCUACAAAGGAGAGUGGAGGAACAACAAAAAACACGGGCAGGGCAAAUUCACCUUUAAGGAUGGGCGGGUUUUUGAAGGGGAGUUUGUGGAGGAUCAGAUGAUGGAUGGAAGCAGAGCUCCUUCUCCGCUCGGUGGGUUUCCUUUGUCAGGCAGCGACUCGACUAUACUGGGACCGGACAUGGCUCUGAGCAUCGGGUGUCUUCUGGAGAGAAUCCCUGAGAACAGGCGGAACGUGGAGCGCAAACAGGUCAGCUCCCUGCCCUCCAAAGUGGAAAAGAUGUCAGCGGCAGGUCCCAACGCUCUGGCUCUGGCUAACGGUUCACAGGUAGAGUCCGUGGUGCUGCAGAACCACACGGAGCUGAGGUCCAUCUACAGUUUCUACAGCAGGCUGGGCCGGCCCCACUCCCCGGACAACACGUUCCGGCUGGCGCGCCUGAGCUUCUGGCGCCUGCUCAAAGACUGCAACGUCCACCGACUCGGCCUCACUCUGACACAGAUGGACCGUUUUAUUGGAGAGGAGGCUGAUGCGGCAGAGGUUUGCUCUCCUUUCACCCCGCUGCUGCUGCGCCAGCUGCUCAGCAGUCUGGUGAUCGUGGCCUACCACAUCUACAGCAAAGACAUGGCGUUUGAAAAUAAUCUUCUGGCUGCCUGCUUGUCCAAACUGAUAACGGAUUCCAUUCUACCAAAUGCGAAGACGGUUAAAGAUUUUCUGUUUAAGCACCCAGACUUUUCCGUGGAGGCUAUGAAGUACACAACGCGAUGCUGGGAAGUAUAUGAGACUUUCUGCAAGGCCAGCGCCGCUUGCAGAGACAAGACCAUGACCUGCCGACACCUGCUGUGGAUGUUCAAGGAUCUCCAUCUGCUGGACCACAUGCUGACCACAGCCAGACUACUGGAGAUCAUCACGGCUGAGAGUGGUGACCACAGCAACCUGUCAUCUCAUCUGGAGCUGGAGCUCACUUUCCUGGAGUUUUUCGAGGUGCUUGUUGGCUGCUCGGAGGUGAAACACCAGCAGGUUUCUGAUGUCACGGAGCAGGACCGGCCUCUGCUCGACAUCCCAGCCAAAAAAGAUCUGUCUGAGGUGGAGGUAAAUGACAAGAUGGCCCUCUGCACCAAAUAUGUGCUCUAUACGAAUGCCAAUCAGCUUUUACAGUUAGAAAAUCUGUCCAACAAAAUGCAUUUCUAG